AUGAAACUUGUGAAUGGAAGAUUUAUUGUUCUAGACUACCCGAUGGGAAAACAUUUGAAUGCAAAUCAGGUCAUUUCAUUCACACAUGUGAGUCUAUACAUGGGGCUGAAUCAUCCAUUAGCCAAUACAAGAUGGGUAGCCAAGGUGAUGUUGGAAUGCUACAAGGCCCAUCCUAACUACAAACCCAGGGACUUUAUAACUGAGGUGAAGAAAAAUCAUAAAGUUGAUAUUUCUUAUUUUACUGCAUGGCAUGCUUUCCACCUGUUUAAUGAGAAAAUUAUGGGUAGUUAUGAAGAAGGUUAUUCUUUACUUCCUGUUUUAUGUGAUCAAAUCAAGGGAGAGAAUAGCAGGAACAUAGUUAAAUUUAAAACAGACCUUGUAACCGGAGGAUUUGUGUCAUUAUGUAUCGCAUAUAGGGUGUCUUUAGAUGAGUUUGCGAAAAAUAGACCAAUACUAGGACUAGAUGGAUGUCAUCUAAAUGGUAAAUAUGGUGGUACAUUGUUGGAAAUCACAUCUCUUGAUGGCAAUAAUGAUUUAUUUCCUAUUGCGAUAUACAUUUGUCAGUCAGAGUGUAAAGAAAGUUGGAUAGAUUUUCUGAGUAUAAUGGCUGAAGAGUUAAAGCAUCAUCCAAUGGCUCUGACUUUCAUUAGUGAUAGAAAAAAGGGGUUGAUUGAAGGUGUUUCAAGAAAUUUUAUUGAUGUGAAUCACAGUCAUAGACUUAAAGAGGCAAAGCCUUCUGCACCAGAGUGGUUUGACAGAGAACCAGUAGAGACAUGGGAAAGAUGUUAUUUUGAUAGAGAACAAGUGGGUAAGAAAAUGCCUGAUGGUGGUGUGGUCCCUAGAGUGACAAAUACCAUAAAGAAGUAUUUGUACUUCAGCCACGAGUUCAGUAAACAACCAUCAACUGUGCAUCUUUGGUCGGUCUCUGAUACAAAGAAGGACAUAUCGUGGGUGGUGAACCUGGAGGAGCACACUUGCACCUGCAAUGCGUGGCAAGUAUGUGUAAUAUCAUGUGUACAUGGUAUAUGUGCAAGUUUGUAUCACAGGACAAAGAACCAUGACAAGUAUGUCCAUGAAUACAUGUUUGUUGACACCUACAGAAAAAUAUAUGCUCCUUUUAUUGAACCUCUAUUGGGCAAAGCUUUAUGGGCAGUGGUAACAAUCUUAAACAAUGUUGUUGUUCAUUUGAAUCCUAGGGAGGUGAACCUCCUAAAUGCUUUAGGCCACCAGGUAGACCUAGAAGUCAAAGAAGAAGGGACAGAGAUGAGGGUGACAAUAAUAGGAAAUAUAUGUGCGGGAAAUGUUAUGUCUCCAUCCACCUUCACAGGUCCUCAUGUGAGGCCCAAUCCAGCAUUAAGUCCACCUCCACCUCCACCAGCCACUGCAUGA
Papaver somniferum (opium poppy) is the source of this 1389-nucleotide messenger RNA. RefSeq lists its product as uncharacterized. Bases 1 to 1389 code for a protein of 462 amino acids. The transcript has 7 exons. Gene Ontology annotation, molecular function: zinc ion binding. Lineage: Eukaryota; Viridiplantae; Streptophyta; Magnoliopsida; Ranunculales; Papaveraceae. The record is from RefSeq and is a predicted model, not a curated record.